AUGCCUCUACGUAUUCACGAAUCCCCAAGAGAUACUCCACUGAGAGACUCGCCGCAACCACCGGACAUCCCGCCCGGCAGUGCGAGCAGGUUGGCUACAUAUACCUACUCCAAUGAACCUCCCGCGGACGCACACGAGAAUUUGCGAGAGCACGGUAGUCACGGGUCGAUUUUACAGAAUUCCGGGAGUCAACACGAAGUCGCGCAAGCAAGGUCAGCACGAUACUCGACCACGGAUCCGUACAGUGGUAAUGUCACAUAUCCAAAUCGUGACGCACCGACACCAUCGGCCGAAUACACAAGACUCUUCCAAGCGUUGACAGGACAUGGUCUCCAGGAAAGCGAUGAAGAGGACGGUGAUGGUAAUGAGGCAGAGCUUAGCUCAGACCGGAACCCACCACAACAAUCGCCUCGUCGAUCUAUACUGGAUGACUACCAUGAGGCUCAACAUAGUGCAGAUGGUGACGAAGGUCGACCAGAACCUGGCUUCUAUGGGCACGCAUCCAGUCAGCAAAGACCUGCAGCGCAUCAGAUCUCCCUAUCGCCACGGCAAGAUGCUACGCAGCUCAACACUCCUUAUCCUGCCGGUCUACUCAGCAACAUAUUCGAUUUCGGGGGAGAGUUACGACGACGACUGCCCGAAAGUGAAUUUGCUCCUCCGGUGGCGAUGCAGCAGCGAGCUUCUCUGCCGCACGUGCAAGAGGCGAUGGAUCACAACAUUUCUGGCCAUGUCAGCCAAGUCACGAACAUGUCAGGAGUCGCCAGUGAGAUACUGUCUGAACAUGUCCGCGGUCCGGCGACAGUACAUCAGCCAGCUCCUUCAACGCUGUCGCCAAACGCGUCUAACCUGGUCGAGCACGAGCAUGUUGACUUCUUAGCUUGGGCGCGCAGGCUGUAUUUUCAGAUGCACUUGCAGCGGCUUAAGAUCCGGCAACGAUUGAAAGAUGAGCAACGUCUGGAGCGUGGCGAGCUUGGCAGCCCAUUCCAUCGUCAGCACGAACGAAUGGCAUCUGAGAUGCGCGAGGAACAACGCAGAAUCGACUGCAUUCACCAUGCCACGAUACAACGCCUCGUUCACUCGCUCACGAAUGAAGGCGAUUUAUUCAUGGCUGCUAUCGACCUGGUCAGCAGAAGAAGUCAAGCUCAAUUUCAGCUUCUGACCGUCAAAGCCGCUCAUCGCCAAGCAUCUGACGGAUGUCCGAUCUGCUCUAAGACUUGGUCUCGUGAGGAUCAAGGUGCGGAGACUUUUCCGACCUUGUGUGGUAAUGGUAUAUUACGGGAGACCAUGUGCAGCAACUUGAUCUGCGAGGACUGCCUAUAUGCAUGUUCGCUGAACAACUUCAAGUGUCCAUGUUGCCGACAAGAGAUCAAGCACGAAGACAUUGCGCGAAGGAGGGCUCAAAGACGGCGUGCGGCACGAAUGUACACUGAGCAAUAA
This is a messenger RNA of Fulvia fulva, 1437 nucleotides long. RefSeq lists its product as uncharacterized. Bases 1 to 1437 code for a protein of 478 amino acids. The record is from RefSeq and is a predicted model, not a curated record. Lineage: Eukaryota; Fungi; Ascomycota; Dothideomycetes; Mycosphaerellales; Mycosphaerellaceae. The transcript has a single exon.